This is a messenger RNA of Suricata suricatta (meerkat), 2424 nucleotides long. It is a transcript of the gene SPATA1, whose product is annotated as spermatogenesis associated 1. The record is from RefSeq and is a predicted model, not a curated record. NCBI's taxonomy places the organism in Eukaryota, Metazoa, Chordata, Mammalia, Carnivora, Herpestidae.
UGUCCUCCACCGCUCUUAGUUCCAGCUCCUCACCCCACGUUAGAGCGGAGCCGGAGGGAGGGGGGAAAAGGGAGCAAGAAGGGGAGGAGCGCGCUUUGGGCAGAGCAGCAGCGGGACGCCAUCGAUACCGGACUCUCAUCCUCCUCUCCCGAGAGGCCGACUUAGGAGAGAGACCAGAAAUGAGUGGAAUGCUAUCCUAAGUCAAAAAUCUGUUAUUACCUUUACAUAUACUACUUAAAUGAAGAAAGAUUAAAAAACCCACAAAAUUCCAGCUGAUAAUUACCCUCUUCAGACAUUGGUAAUAUGUCCCUCAGUCCAAGCCGACCUUCCUCAUCAGAGUUGGUGGAACUUCAUGUUUUUUAUGUCCCUGAAGGAUCGUGGAACUAUAAGCUAAAUACCAUUUCAGUAGAAGUUGUUAACAAAUUCAUUUCAGCUGGAUUUAUAAGAGUAUCGCCUCACCUUACUUUACAAGACCUGAGAGAGCGUCUUGGUGAGUUUCUUGGUGAAGAUGCUGUUGCAGAAAAAUUUUUAUUUCUGAAAUGCAUUGGAAAUAAUCUAGCUGUGGUGAAGGCAAGGCAAGAAUCAGAACUGAAACUCAAGUCAUUUGCCCCUCCAUAUGCUCUUCAACCAGAAUUAUAUUUGCUUCCUAUAAUGGAUCACUUAGGAAAUAUUUACUCAGCAUCAACAGUUUCCUUAGAUGGGUGGCAGACUAAUAAUGGUGUUGCCGAGGCUGAUGGAAUAAUCCACAGACCAGUUAGUGUAACUUUGGUGAAGGAAGAACCUGGAACAGAUCCCAGUUUUUCACUAAAUACUUUGAAAGAGCUUCUUAACAAGAAUCGGGAAGAAGCAGGGGGGAAAGCCACUCCAAAAGAAAACCAGACUGGAGAAAAUCAAAUUGGAAAUUCUGAAGUGCCAGGAUCAUUGGAAGAAUCAAAUAGUGAUUAUUUAAGCAACAAAAAAAGUCCGCUUCUUUGGAAAAAUGAAGAUGAUAGAGUUAACAUUAGAACAGAGAACAAUCAGAUAAGUAAGAAAGAGUGCAUCACCUUGCCAGAUCGUAUUGAUUUUCCUUCACUUCCUUGUCAACCUGUUCUUUCUCCAGGAAUAGCUGAUAUCUCUUUAUUACAGAUUGAAAGAGAGAACAUUAUUGAACAAAUGAAACAAGUGAAGAAAGAAAGAAGAUAUCUGGAAAGAAUUAGAGAAGAACUAAUAAAAGAAGUUGAAAAACUAUUUGAACAAAGCAAACUGAAGCAAUAUCAUGCCUGUGAUGGUUGGAAGAAAAAAUACGUUGAAAUAAAGAAAAUCACAGCAUCAUCAGAGGAGGUUUUAACAAAACUCCAAGAAGAUUUAGAACUUUACUAUAAAAAACUGCUCAUGCAGCUGGAAGCCAGAGGGAUGAAGAUGAGACCAAAAUAUUUGGCAAACAUCACAGACUCUAAGAAUUACCUUAUAGUCCAGAUCACUGAGGUGCAGCAUGCUAUUGACCAACUUAAGAGAAAAUUGGAUACUGACAAAAUGAAACUCAUAAUAGAAGUUAAGAUGAGAAAACAAGCAGUUUCAGAUUUACGCAUGCUGAGAGCUGAACUGGUGCAGAAGAAAAUAGCACAUCUUUACAAUCUCCAUUGGUUCCUGAAAAUGUGCCCAGUUAGGAGCUCAGCAGAUGACUGAUUCAUCAUAAAGGAAAUCAAGUCAAAAGGGAGCACUGGCUGCUGCAAUACCUGACAAGGCCUCACUGUUCAUCAGGCGACAUCGCAAAGAGAAAGUCACAAGCAUCUGCAAUUCCAGCAUGAUUAUAGCACCUGUCUUUGCACUUGAGACCAAGUUGCAUCAAAGGUUACCUGUGGAAAAACACAUACCAUUUUAUGUAACAUGAUCAAAUAAGCUUAUUAUGUCAGUUGUGGGGUUUUUUGGGUAUAUAUAUUUUGCUUCAUACUACCCAAGAAAAAGACCUGUUUACAUAUAUGAACAUAGGGUUUGAUGCUUAUAGAAGUAGAACAGUUCUAAGAUAUUUUUACCCAGCUGGAGUAACCCAGACAUAUAUUUGAACAGAUACAAUGACCAGGAGCAGGGCACUGUGUAGAAGUGGGAUUUUAAAUGUCUUCUUAGGCUAGUCUGGUAACUCAACUGAUUGAAAGAAAUAGUUGUAGUAACAAUAGGGUGUAGUGGGGCCUCUAAGCAACUAGAGAGUUAAGUAGUUUUUUAAAAUAUUGUGCAGGCUAGAUAGUCAUCCCUUGGUACAAGUUGACUGUCCUGUGUUAGGAGUUUAAUAUUCAAUAACGUCACAUGAUAGGUUUAAUCCAACAUUACAGUUAAGAGUGGCUUAUGACUAUAGGGAUAAGCUAAGCAACUCAAAAUGUUGAGCAAAUCACUUAAGUGGCCUUAUUUUAUGGGAAUAUUCAAAUAAAACAAGUGAUGAAUUACCUUUCA